UGCAUCCUAAUUUCCUUUCGGAACACCAUCUGAAAAAAAAAAUGGAAAACCACACCAAGAUAACUGAGUUCAUUUUGGUUGGGUUCAAAUCUCAUCCAGGAUCACAACUCUUCCUCUCUGUUCUCUUUUCAAUAAUAUAUGCUGUCACUGUUGUAGGAAAUGUCUGCAUGAUACUCAUCAUUAGAAUGAACUCCAAACUGCACACUCCAAUGUACUUUUUCCUAGAGAACUUGUCAACUUUGGACAUCUGCUAUUCCUCUGUCAUCACUCCCAGAGCAACACUGAUAUUCUCACUGGACAGAAGAAACAUUUCCUACAAUGGCUGUGCUUCACAAAUGUUCUUCUUCUCUCUCUUUGGUACAACAGAAGCCUUCUUUCUUGCUGUGAUGGCUUAUGAUCGCUUCACUGCCAUCUGCAAUCCACUGCUGUACCAAGUGAUUAUGAAUAAAAGACUCUGUGUUUUCAUGGUGAUGGCCUCUUAUCUGUCAGGCUGCAUCAAUUGCACCAUCCAGACAAGCUUUACAUUCAGUUUGUCCUUUUGUGGGCCCAAAGAAAUAAACCACUUCUUCUGUGAUGUUGCUGCAGUGAUGCAUGCUUCCUGUUCAGACACACUCGUCAAUGAACUAGUAAUGCUGGCUGUGUGCGGAUCCAUUAUUGUGGGUACCGCCUUGGUGGUUUUUAUCUCCUAUGCUUACAUAAUCAUCACAAUUGUCCAAAUGCCUUCAGCUGAAAGCAGGCGCAAGGCCUUCUCCACCUGCUCUUCUCACAUGAUGACCAUCUGCUUGUUCUUCGGGACAGUUUUCUUCAUGUAUGCUCAGCCUGGGGCCACAUCUUCACCCGACAAAAGUAACACCAUCUCGAUCUUCUAUACUAUCGUUAUUCCCAUGCUAAACCCUUUCAUCUACACCCUUCGAAACAAGGAGGUAAAAGGGUCUCUGAAAAAACAAUUAAAAAGGAAAGGUUUUUUUAAGCACCUUUACUAAGGUUGAGAAUCAUCACAGUGACCAAUUUGGUACAGACAGGUGCUUAGAAUGUAAAAAAAGGGACAUUAGAGGACAUCAGGGCUUGCUUUCAAGAGUUUUUUGUGUUUCUAGAUGGUCAGUGUCAUGGACGAAAGCAGGAGAUAAAAAAAAACCUAAGAGAAUCUAGAUCAGAUGAAGAUGUGGAUUCGUUUAACCAUAUUUAGGCAUUUACAAUCCAUUUGAGCUGUAAUUUAGAGCCCUCUUAUAGCCAUUCAAAAGAUAAAAGCAUUUUAAAGGUAUAAUCAAUCCAAUUGGAUUGGACAAUCUAAAGUGUAUCUAAGUGCAUUGGAUAUCUAAAAUAGGACAUAAAACUCAGACUCUGGCAGUAUCUUAUUCGUGUGCCUCAGAACAGAGGCAGUUCAGGUGGAGGCAUUCUUAUUGCAAACAUCCACAGUCAAAUUAGAUCAAACAAGAGUCAACUGAAAGAUUUAUUUCUCUGUGAAUCCUUGUCUUUUUAAUUAUUUUUUUUCCUUUUUUGCUUUUAAUCACUUCUCU
Molecule: messenger RNA, 1517 nt
Organism: Pseudopipra pipra
Lineage: Eukaryota; Metazoa; Chordata; Aves; Passeriformes; Pipridae
Product: olfactory receptor 5G9-like
Exons: 1
Coding region: 42-983 (313 amino acids)
Biological process (GO): G protein-coupled receptor signaling pathway
Cellular component (GO): membrane
Molecular function (GO): G protein-coupled receptor activity; odorant binding; olfactory receptor activity
Source: RefSeq, a predicted model, not a curated record